AUGACCCAAGAACGCUCACGGAAAGCCCUCAUUAUCGGCGCAGGCCCAGUCGGCGCACUCACAGCCCUCAGUCUCCAUCGCCAGGGAUGGGACGUUGAACUGUGGGAAUCCAGAGACGGCAAGUAUUACCAUGGACGGACCAUGGCCUUGACUGAUAAUUUGCUAGAUCCUCGAGGCGAAGAUGCCCCAAGCAACCUUCGUUCAAUCAACCUCGCCAUCUCAUCCCGAGGUCUCUCGGCUCUUCAAUCCGUCGACCCUGCCCUCGCAACCGACUUUCUCGAAGAAGCUAUCCCUAUGAAGGGCCGCAUGAUCCACCAUACCGAUGGCAAGGAAGAGAGCCAGCUGUAUGACCCCAUACACGGGCAGUGUAUCAAUUCCAUCAGCCGACCGAUCUUGAAUCAGCGGCUGGUGCAAGCGCUGCCGGAGGGGAUCAAGACGCGGUUCAACACUAAACUUGAGCAUCUUGAUUUCAAGGCCAAGAGGGCGUAUGCGUCGACGUCCAAGGAAGGUGUUGUUCCUGGAGAAGAAGCGGGUGAAGAACAGAAGGUGACUGGAAAAGCGAGAGGGGAAGGGACGGCGUUUGAUCUGGUCAUCGGCUGUGACGGCAGUUGGUCCAAAGUCAGAGCAGCUAUGAUGAGGAUUGACCGGGUUGACUUUUCCCAAUCCUUCAUUCCCCACGCAUACAUUGAACUCCACAUGCCCGCUGAUUCAAGCCGCCCGGAAGGAUUCGCCAUGGACAAGAACCACCUUCAUAUUUGGCCUCGUCAUGCAUUCAUGCUGAUCGGUCUCCCCAACAAGGACGGCUCCUUCACCCUCACCCUCUUUCUUCCUUUCGACUCUCUCGACAAGAUCAAGACGCGAGAACAAGCUUCUGCAUUCUUCAAAGACAACUUUCCCUCUGCUGUCGACAUUGUCGGCGAGAAGCUCUUACUGGACGACUUUGAAAACAACCCCCGCGGAAAUUUGGUCACCAUCAACUGCACCCCAUCAGCCUGGUCUUCCCACGCCCUCCUGCUCGGCGACGCUUCCCACAGUAUGGUCCCCUUUUACGGCCAAGGCCUCAACUGCGGGCUCGAAGACGUCCGUGUCCUUUCUACCAUCCUCGCCCGGCACAAGAUCUCUGGCAAGACUUCUAUACCGUUGGGAAAGAAGGAUGAUGGGUUGGAGUUGGCUUUGAGGGCGUAUUCGGUGGAGAGGGAGGGGGAUUUGAAGGCUAUCUGCGAGCUGGCUUUGCAAAACUACACCGAGAUGCGUUCUCACGUCCUCUCUCCCAUGCACCACCUCCGCCGCCACCUCGACACCCUCCUCACAACCCUCUUCCCCACCCUCUCCCGCUCUUCCCUACCAACAACCUCCCUCUCCUCUCUCCUCGCUUCCGAAUCCUCCUCCACCGCUUUCCCCACAAACAAAGUCAAAGGGUGGACGAGCAUGUACAAUAUGGUCACGUUCAGGCCCGAUGUGGGGUAUGCAGAGGCGAUGAGAAAGGAGAGCUGGCAGAAAGAGGUGGUGGGAUGGGUUGGGUAUGUUGGUGGGGCGGUGAGUGUUGGUGCGCUGGGUUUGGGUGUAGUGGUGGGUGCGCGUUUGGCGAGGACGUGGUUGGAGAGGCGAUAG
Messenger RNA from Cryptococcus wingfieldii CBS 7118, 1611 nucleotides. RefSeq names its product kynurenine 3-monooxygenase. Gene Ontology annotation, biological process: quinolinate biosynthetic process; L-tryptophan catabolic process; NAD+ metabolic process. The transcript has 5 exons. Gene Ontology annotation, cellular component: mitochondrial outer membrane. Bases 1 to 1611 code for a protein of 536 amino acids. Gene Ontology annotation, molecular function: FAD binding; kynurenine 3-monooxygenase activity; NAD(P)H oxidase H2O2-forming activity. The record is from RefSeq and is a predicted model, not a curated record. Lineage: Eukaryota; Fungi; Basidiomycota; Tremellomycetes; Tremellales; Cryptococcaceae.